AUGGAUCCAGAAAUUCUAGACUUAUCGUUCUAUCUUGGAACCAACAGUUCUGAACAGUCGAAGAAUUUAGAUGUUCCAUUAUCUAAUGGUCAGAUUGUUAGUAUCAACUUGGAUGAAGAGUUACCUGAUGAUUCUCUGGAAUUGGUGAGUUUUCUUGAAACCGAAAACUGUCCUACCAAGUACUGGAUCUCUGUGGCUCAAGCUUACUGCUGGAAGAGCAAGCCAGAAGAAGCCUUAAAGAUGAUUAACCACGCCUUGAAGGGAGAAGCACUGCCAGAUACCACCGAGGAUAAGAUCAAAUUACACAGCUUCUUAAGUUGGUUAUAUUUGAAGAAUGUAAGUCUAGGAGUUGAUAACAGAGCUACAAAUUUGAAGAGAGCUGCCGAAGAAAUCUCCAUAGUAUCCAGAGGAGAUGCUUCCAAUGUCCCCAACUUGUUAGCUAAGGCCAUAUUGUAUUUGUAUAGAGACGAGCACGUUGAGAAGUCUAUUGAAAUUUUCGAUAAAUUGCUUAAGAUUGACGCUACUAACUGCUUUGCUCUUCUUGGAAAGGCACAGAUUAUAUUGAAAAAGACGAAAAACUAUAGUAGUGCUUUGAAGUUGUACCAACAGGUUCUUUUGAUCAACCCAAUUAUGAAGCCAGAUCCAAGAAUUGGUAUUGGUUUAUGUUUCUGGUUGUUGAAAGAUGAGAAGAUGGCUAUUUUAAGUUGGCAGCGUAGUUUAGAAUUAGACCCUGAAAAUGUUAAAGCUAGAGUAUUGUUGUGUUUGUCCAAAUUCAAUCUGAUUUUCAAUGAAUCUUUGACGGAUGACGACUUCAUCGCCAAUUACAGGACAAGCUUGAAUGAAUUAGCAAGCUUGCAUAAACAAUCACCUAAUGACAGUAUCAUAUUAUUGUCAUUGGCCAGUUAUUAUUUUGCCAAGAAAGACUAUGACACUGUAAACAAAAUUUGCUUCAAAGUUGUCGAGACACUAGGAGGCGGUAAGGGAGGUGAAAGUAUAUCCAGUGGUAAGCAAUCCUCGUAUAAUUCAAUCUUGUUGUCAAAUGCUACAUUGUGGCUAGGAAGAGUUUCCUUUGCACAAUCAGACUACACCAAGUCACAAAAGUACUUCCAUGAAUCUAUUAAGUUGAACGAUCUGAACUUAUUGUCAAAAUUGGGUUUAGGACAAUCACAGAUUAGUAGAGGACUGAUUGAAGAAGCCAUAAUCACAUAUGAAUCAAUUUUAAAAACCGAUCUGAAAUGCUUGGAAGUAAACUACUCCUUGGGUUGCCUUUACAGCAUACAAAAGGGUAGAAGAAAGCAUGAAUUAGCUAUUCAAAUGUUGGAAAGAUACUUGAGACUAUGUGCAAAGGCUCCAGGCACUGAAGAUACAGCUUCUGGUGCAGGUGUAGGAAGCGAACCAGUUAUUCUCAAUGCAUUGCUCACCCUUGCAAAACUUUAUGAGUCAAAAGAUCUUAACCAGUCUUUGAACUACUUAAACAAAGCCAUUGAAUCUAGAAAGCUUAUCGGGAAGGAUGUGCCAUUGGAAGUAUAUAAUAAUGUUGGUGUUAUCCAUUUCAUCAAAAAUAACUUCGAUUCUUCGAGCCAGUUUUUCCAAACUUCACUCAAUAAUUUAGAUGAAAGUGAUAAGGACCUUUCGAAUGAAUUGAAAUUAACAAUUAAUUUCAAUUUAGCUCGUUCAAAGGAAAUUACGAACAAGCUGGAAGCAAUCGAGAUUUACGAAAAAUUAUUGGAAGAAUGUCCAAGCUAUUUCUCAGCAAAGCUUAGAUUGUUGUUCUUGAGUUGUAUUACCGAUAAAAAGGAUGAGUCUACUCUCAGCGGAAUUAAGGAAGAAAUAGAAAGCUUGCUUAGUUCUUACACAUCGAGUUUGGAAGUUCGUUCCUUCUAUGGAUGGUUUCUUAAUACCUUUGGUAAGAGACUUCAAAUUAAACCCGAUGCAGAUACUACUCACCAAAAGGACACACUUGUCGAAUACGACUCCCAUGAUUGUUAUGCUUUACUUUCCUUGGCAAAUAUUUAUUGCAUAAUGGCGAGAGAAAUUAAAGUCACUUCUGCUCAACAAGGAGAAAAGAGAAAGAAAUAUUAUAUCAGAGCUAUUGAAUUGUUUUCUAAAGUACUAUCAGUAGACCCCAAGGAUGUUUAUGCAGCUCAAGGUUUAGCAAUCAUUUACAUCGAAAGCAAAGAAACACACAAAGGUUUAGAUAUUUUGAGAAAAAUCAGGGAUUCUCUCAAUGAUGUUUCCAUAUAUUUGAACUUAGCUCAUGUAUUGUUAGACAUGAAGCAAUUCAUUAAAUCUAUUGAAAAUUAUGAAAUUGCAUUGCACAGAUUUGGUGGUAACAAUGAUAGUAAAAUUAUAUCAUUAUUGGGUAGAGCAUGGUACCUCAGAGGAAUGUAUGAAAAGAACAUAGUCUACUUGAAGAAGUCAUUGGAAUUUAGUGAAGAAGCAUUGAAUGAGGAUAAAGGUACAAAUGGAGCUAACAAGUCUAGCUUAAAGUUCAAUUUGGCAUAUGUCCAAUUUCAAAUUGCAGAAUAUGUUAGUAAAUUACCAGUUGACCAAAGAAACGUAGAAGAUAUUAAAAGUUCCAUCUUAGGAUUGAAUGAAGCAAUUAGCGUGUUGAAUGAUUUAGCAUCCGAAGAAGAAAAGUACGCUCCAUACCCAAAAUCUGAUUUAAAGGCCAGAGCCAACUUAGGUCAACAAACCUUAUUGAAUAGAUUGAAUGCUUGCUUAGAAGAAACGACAGAAUUCUUGGCUAAGUUUGAGCAUAGAUUAGAAGAAGCUCAAAAGGAAAGAGAAAGAGAAGAGCAAGCCUUACUUAGAGAGGAAGAAGAAAGAAGAUCCAAGCAAAGAGAAAUAGAAGAAGAUUUGGCCAAGGAAAGAGCCAAGUUACAAGAACAAGCACAACAAUGGGUAGAAGAAAAUAGAAUGAAUGUAAUUGAAGACAACGAUAAUGAUGAUGGAUUCGAAGAUGAUCAAAGAGACGGUGAAGAAAAAGCUAAAAGAGCCAAGGGCAGAAAGGCUGCCGCUGGCUCCACUAAGAAGGGGAAGAAGGAAGCUGGUAAGAAGAGUAACAAGAGGAAGAAGAAGAAUGCUAUUGAAGAUAGUGAUGAAGAGUCAGUGACUGAAAAAUCUGAACCAGAGGCCUCAGCCUCUGAACCUGAACAAUCUGAUAACGAAGGUGAAGAACCUACAGCAGUUGCUCAAGACAAACCAAGUAAGAAGAGAAGUAGAAACGGAAAGAAGAACAGAAUUGCUGAUGAUGAUGAAGAUGAAGACGGAGAAGAUGAAAACUCAGAAGCAAAGUCUUCGGGUAAUAAGAGAAGAAAGUCAUUCUUGUCCAGCGAAAAGAUCAUCGACAGCGAUGAGGACCUCGAUGAUGACGGAUUAUUUGGAGAAAAUGGGGAAGAAGAAUAG
Molecule: messenger RNA, 3408 nt
Organism: Dujonia railenensis
Lineage: Eukaryota; Fungi; Ascomycota; Pichiomycetes; Serinales; Debaryomycetaceae
Source: the annotation of a GenBank genome assembly